AUGGACCCCUCCAGCGGGGACCCUCCCGCGCCCUCCGCCGACUCCCGCGAUGUCAGUGACGUUGCCGCUGCCCCUUCCGCCACCCCUUUGGCGGACAGCGGGCCUGCCGCUCCGCAAGUCGGAAGUGCGGAAAUAGUGGAAGAAGCGGGCGCGGCGACGGCGGACGCGGCGGCACAUGAGGAUGCAGCAGUAGGUUCCGCAGCAGCUAAUCCGGCAGCAGCUGGCGCGCACGAGGUUCCGCAGUCCACGGGAAGCGCGGAAGCGGUAGCGGCGCAAUUGGAGGGAGCGGAGAAUGGGGGCAGCGGCGCCGAUGCCGGCGAGCAAGCCGCAGGCGAUCCGUCGCGAGAAGCAGAUGAUCGCAAGGGGGGGGAAGCGCGCAUGGAUGAGGAGGGGGAGGGCGCUGGCGGGAAGCGGAAUAGUGAGGCGACUCCCGCGGGCGGGAGUGGCGGGGAAGCGAAAGCGCAGGCUUUGCUGGGGCGAACGGGCGGGGCAACUGAGGCGGAAGGAGCAGAAAUAGGCGGGGCAGUUGGCACGGGUGAAGAAACAGUGGACCUGACGUCGAGAGGCGCGGAGAAUGUCGAGGCGAAGGAGGUUGUUGGGGGAGAGGAGAAGCCGGAGGGAAUCGCGGAGGUGAUAUCGGUGGAGAGCAGCGAGGGGAAGAAAGGCGUGGUGAUCUCGCUUGAGAGCAGCGAGGAGGAGGCGGGGCAGGGAGGGUGCGAGGAGGGCGAAACGGGAGCGCGGGUGGACGGCGACAGCGGGCGUGGUGGCAGUGCUGUGCGCGAUGGCGGGGCAGGGGGCACGGAUAUGGCGGAAGGGAAAGGGGCAGAGGAAGGUCAGGGUGAAGAGAAGGAGGAAGGGAAGGAUGGGAAGGAGGGGGGGGGAGCGAAGAAUGAGAAAGGAGGAGAGGCGAGCAAUGAUGUGCUGGAGACUGCAGGUGGUGCAGGAGGGGACGAUGCUGCAGGAGAAGCAGGCGCGCGGGCGAUAAGGGAAGGAGAGACAGAGUUGGAUGAAGAAAAAGGGGUGGGGGACGCUGUUGAAGCGGCUGGAGCGGAUGAGGGGGGCCCAGGGGGGGCCGAGGGUGGGGAGAGGGUCGAAGGGGAGAGUACGGUGGCAAACGAGGGGCGGGCAGGCGACAGCUGUGUUGGCAUGACGCCCGCGGAGGGGGGAGCGCAGGGGGAGGUGGGCGAGGAGGCGGCAGCGGUGGGGGUUCGGGUGGAGGGGGAAGCAGCGCAGGGGGGUGAAGGAGCGGAGGGGAAGGGGCCUGAUGGGGCUGUGGGAGGGGCGGGGGGGGGAGCAGAGGCGGGGGCGGGGGCGGGGGCGGAGGGGAGGGCGGAGGCAGAGGGCGGGGAAAUGGUGAGUGCAGGGGAUAGGGUGGGUGGGGUGAGUGAGGAGGGAGUGGAUGCAGAGGGGCAUGCGGCGAGAGCGGGGCUGCAAGCGGCUGGUGGGGGGCCAGAGGGGGAGGGAGGCGAUGGGAAGGAUGUCGGUGCGGACAAAGAGGGUGGUGAGGGGGCGGUGCAGGGGGGUGAGGGUGGUGGGACGGAUGGGGAGGGAGAGGGGAAAACGGAGGGGGGUGCAGUGGAGGGGAAGGGCGAGGUGGGAUUGGCAGAGGGUGGUGGGGCGGAGGGGGGCGGUGAUACGGGCGGUAAUGAGGAGAGUGGUGCAGGCGUGGCAGAGGGGAGCGAGGAGGAGAAGCAGACGGGAGGUGUAGAGAGGGAGGUCAGUUUGGGUGCAGGGACGAUGGAGGGCGAGGGGAAGGUGGGAAGCGCGUGUGACGAGAGGAAAGAGGUGGCAGGGCCUGAGAAGGAAACGGGUGAGGAGAAGGACGGGGUUGACAAGGAGAUGGGGAAGGCGGACGACGGAGACGCAGAUGCUGUGGGGAAGGAGGGUGGUGACGGGGGUGAGGCGAGUGGCGUAGCAGGCAUGGAGCAGGGAGCGAGUGAGGGUGCAGGGGCAGAGCAGGGAGAGAAGGUUGAGGGAGGCGAGGCAAAGAGCAUGGCGAGCGGGCUGGCAGGCGUGGAGGGCGCAGGGGCGUGUGAGGCAGGCCCCGAGGGUGCAAGGCAGGGCGAGACGGGUGAGGAGGGCGGGGGCGAGGAGCGUGGCGUGGUAGCAGAUGGUGGCACAGGCGAGGGUGGUGGCCGUGGUGGGGCGACGCACAAGGGAGGUGAGGAGAGUAAGGGGGGUGAGGAGAAAAAAGGGGGUGAGGAGGGAAAAGGGGGUGAGGAGGGAAAAGGAGGUGAGGGGGGAAAAGAGGGUGAGGAGGGAAAAGGAGGUGAGGAGGGAAAAGAGGGUGAGGAGGGAAAAGGAGGUGAGGAGGGAAAAGGGGCUGAGCAGGGCAAGGGGGUUGAGGAGGGAAAACGGGGUGAGGAAGGCAAGGCGGGUGAGGAGGGGAAGGGGAGUGAGGAGGGCAAGGGGGAAGGCGAGGGCAAGGGGGAAGGGGAGGGUAAGGGGGAACGGGAGGGUAAGGGGGAAGGGGAGGGCAAGGGGGAAGGGGAGGGCAAGGGGAAAGAGGAGGCUAAGGGGCAAAAAGAGGGCAAGAGGGAAGAGGAGGGCAAGGGGGAGGAAGAGCAGGCGAAGGUGGCGGCGGGAGGGGAGGCGGUGGGAGUGCAGGGGCAGAGCACGGAUGCUGGGCCGCGUGAGGCGCACGUUGGGGAAGGCAGUGGUGUGCGUGAGGCAGCAGGGGAUAGCGCGCACGGGGGAGGGGGUGAGGUGGGCACGCGUGUGAAGGAGGGUGGUGAUGCGGGUGGCGUGGGUGAGGGGAGGAGUCAGGAGCAGGGAGCGGGGAAGGUCGCUGGUGUGGUGCUGCUUGGGCAAACAGACACACAGUUGCAGGUGGAGGAGGGAAGGACAGCAGUAGAGGCGGCAGUGGAGAUGCUUGGUGGGGGUGCGGUGGAGCAGGCAGGUGCGGUGCAUGAGGUGAGUGCCCCACUGGCCGUGGCAUCUCCAGACGAGGCAGCAAUUCAGGGAGAUGGGCAAGUAGGGCAGCAGAGCGCAAUGCAUGAGGCUGGAGCGAAGCAGAUGCAGGAGGGUGGGGUGCAGGUGCAGGCGGAGAAAGGAGGGGCGGAGCAGGUGGCAGCAGCUGAGAAGCAAGCAGAUGGGCAACAACCGCAGCAGACACAGCCUGCACAGCCGCAAGAAGAGAAGGAACAGCAAGCGUUGCAGCAGCAGACACAAGGGCAACCAUCGCAGCCACAGGAAAAGCAGCAAGAGGAUAAGAAGCAGGAACUUCUGGAGCAACAAGAAAAGCAACAAGAGGAGAAAGAAAAGCCAGUGUUGCAGAAACAGGAAGAACAGCAGCAAGAGGAGGAGCCAAAAGAGCGACAAGAAGAGGAGGAUGCAGGGGUGUGUGGUGUUGCACAGAUGGAUGGGGUGGAAGGGGCAGACGCACCUGAGGGGCGUGCAGGGACGGAUGGGCACAACACCCAAGUGAGUGCAGAGAAGGACGAGCAGACAGCGAUGGUGGAGACAGGGAACGGCGAUCGGGGAAAAGAAAAGGAGGAGGAGGAGAAGGAGAAGAAGGCUGAGGUGAAGGAGCAGGAGAAGGAGAAAGAGGAGGUGAAGGAGGAGGAGAAGGAGAAAGAGGAGGUGAAGGAGGAGGAGAAGGAGAAAGAGGAGGUGAAGGAGAAAGAGGAGGUGAAGGAGGAGAAGGAGAAAUUGGAGGUGAAGGAGGAGGAGAACGACGAGAAAGGGGAGAAAGAUGAGAAGGAGGAGGAGGAGGAGAAGGAGGACAAGGAGGAAAAGGAAGAGGAGGAAAAGGAGGAGAAGGAGGAGGCGAAAGAGCAGCAGCAGGAGGGGGAGAAGGAGGAGGAAGAGCAGGCGGGGUCGGAGGCGGAUGCAGUGGUGGUGGAGAUAGCUCUCAGUGUGCCCUCGCUGCUGGCUGCCCAUGCACGCACUCGCCGGGCCUCAGCACACACGGGAGGUGGUGCUGUGCUGCAAUGGGGGGACAACGUGCAACGCUCCACCUUCACAUGGUACAGCCACCCCCAAUCCUCCAUGCACACUGCUCCCUCCCAACCUCCCUCCCGUUCCCCAAUGCUGCUCGCUCACGACCCUCCACCAUGCGUCCGUGCCUUGCACUUCACCCAUCUCCCACUUCUCUCGCUAGCCCCACCAGGAGCGCCACCAGCGUUUGUGCCGGUGGCCCUACUGGACCCUGACCGCCCGCUGCACCACUGCAUGCUCAAGCUCCCCGCAGACAUGCCGGGGCGUGAGGUGACAGCAGUGGCAUGGUCGCCCCCCUCGUGCGACCGUGCACUCGCUGUGCUCUCUGCACCCUCGCAUGUGUCCGUUACACGUGGCCGCCACUGCAGGCGCCAGCAUCAGUGCAGCCAGGGUCCUUCCACGACCGCUUCUUCCAGCCCCGUGCCCUCUCCCCCGGUACACCGCCAUGCCUGCUCCUGCCUGCCCUACCACCCUCCCUCCUCAGCACUUGCCAAUGCCCUUGCUGCAUGCCAUGUUGUCACGUGGCUUCUCGUGGAUCAGCAGGCCCCACUUUUCCUUGUGUAUCCCACAUUUCCAUCUCUCCCCUCACUCCCCUUCCAUCUCUCACCCGGUCCUUUCCUCUGCGCCCCUCUCUUCCUCCCAUCAGCGCACUGGCCGCGCUGCUCUCUGCCGUGCAUGGCGCUCGUGCUGCAGCCCAACACGCUGCUGCUGCUCUGGCGCUCCACCUCGCACCUCCCCCCUUCCUCCUCCUCCUCCUCGCCACCCACCCACAGUGCACAGACACCACAGACACCCCACCCAGGACUCCCUUCCUCUGCCUCCCUCUCCUCCUCCGCCCCGUCCCCCUCCCCUCCCCCCGCCUCCCCCCAGCCCCUCUGGCUCUCCUCCCCCCCCGCCUCUCUCCCCCUGCCCCCCGGCGGGGUGCUUUCAGCGCAUGUCAGCAUUGCAGGCCCCUCCCACUCCCUCACCCUCGCUCUCGUCCCCUGCGCCGCACCCUCCUCCUGCCUUCUCUUCCAUAUCCACACUCCCCCUUCCCCCUCCUCCGCUCCCCUCGCCUCCCCCAUCAGCAUUUUCUCCCCCUCCCCCUUCUCGUCCCCAGCCCUGAACCCCAUCGCUGCAGCUUUGCUGCUCAGGGGGGCGCAGGCCGGGGGAUUGGGGGGGAAAGGGAUGGGGGAUGGGGAGAGGGACGGGGGAGGGGUGUGGCUGGAGGGCAGGUUGGUGGCGGAACUGGGAGUGGGGGGGAAGGGGUUAAUGGCAGUUGGGGAGAGUGGUGGAGGGGAGGAGAGUGGGAGAGAGAGGAGGGAGGUGUUGGCAGUGUUGGUGGAUAACAAUGGGGGAGGCGGCAAGGAGGAAGGGGACUGUGUGGCAACGGUGAUUGUGGCAGUGGGCGUUGGUGAGUGCUUCCCUUCUCCUCACUCUUCACCCUGCUCUCCCUCACCCAACUGCCCUGCUGCCAUCCCUCUCUCAACCCACACUCCCUCACUCAUCAACCCCCACCGCUUUCCCUGCCUCACCCCUUCCGGUACGGGUGCAGCCAAGCAAGUGCACGGCUCGUCGCUGCAUGCACGGGCAUCAGUCCAUGCAGCGCCCACCAGCACGCCUCCCUCUGCGCUCUGCACGCUCUCUCUCACUGUGCAGCGCUGGCACCUGCGCCAGCAGUCAGCGCCUCCCCCAGUGCACCCCAUCUUCGACGCCCUAGCUGCCGCCCACGCCGCACCUGCACCGCACUCCGCCAUUCCCUGCCCCCAGACCUUCACCUGGCACCUCGCCUCCUCCUCCCCCGACCUUGCCCUGCUGCCCGCCGCCCCUCACCGCCCUGCCAGGGUGCCUGCCUAUGCGGCACCCACAGGGAGCACUGCUGCUGCCGCCCCCACACCCUCAUCAUCGGCGUCCCCAGUCACUACUGCGCUGCCUGCCGCCUCGCCUGCCCUUGUUCCAGCCCCCACGCCCUCUCACGCCAUGCCUGCCAUUGCUCUCCAGCUCUCUCCCACAGGCGCCGAGCUCGCAGUGAGCUGGCACAGCGCGUUCACACCUCAAAUGCAGCAGCAUGUAGAUGGCACUAGUGCUGCGGUUGAUGGCGUUUCAAUUGAUGGUGCUGCUGCCUCGCAUGAUGCCGCUGCACCCGCUGCUGUCACCGGUGCUACUGGCCAUGCACACAUCACUGCCUCGCCUAACGACCCUCUUCCACCUCCCACCUUACCCUCCACGUUCCCCCCCUCCAUGCCCUCCUCCUCUCACGUGCCCUGCUCCGCCAUCAUUCUCCUCGCCAACCCCUCCCUCCACCUGCUCGCCGUUGUGCACCCCCCACCGCACUCCCCCCUCCCGCUCUCCACGCCUCCCCCGCUCGCCUUCUCUCCCUCGGCGUGCUGCAUCGCCACGGCGUGGACCAUCCCCCUGCAGCAGCACCACGUGUCAGUGCGCAUAUCCCAGGUGCCCCACGUGCCCCUCGCGCCCAUUGCUGCCCUCCCUGCCACUGACACUCGUGCGCCCUCACAGCAGGUGCCACCUGCUGGUGUGGCGGUGGAGGCCAGUCGCGCAGAUGCCAUGGGGGAGAAUGGGGCAGCGGACGGACAAGUGGGAGGGGAGGGUGUGGCGAAGGAGAGGAAGGCAGGGAGGGAGGGGCGAGAGGGGGUUGCAUCAUGGGAGCGACAUGUGGCUGACAGAGUGCAGUGGGCGUGGGUGAGUGGCGUGUCGUGGUGGGAUGCUGCCGCCUCUGCCACUGCAGGCGCACCGCAAUCGCCAGUGCGCAGCACGUCGCUGCUGGCCCAUCUGGACGCGGACUUCCACGCACUGCCCGAUGCCUCGCUGCGCCUGCACUACUUCACUGAGCUGGACCGUCUCAAGUGCCGCGUGUUGGAGGGCGUGGGGGGAGCGGACGUGCGGGCAGUGAUGCUGGACGUGCAGGCGCGCGUGCUGCUGGAGGUGCUGGGGGGCGCCAUAGAGUCGGCGCUCGUGAACCCCGCCACGCUCAUCCCCUCGCCCUGGACGGCGUCCGCUGAGACCUUCUCCCAGCUCGGCAACGAUGCCAUGUCCGUCGACCCUGCGCUCAUCCCCACCAUCCAUGUAAGGCUCUCACCUCGUCACACUCUUGCCAUGCCGUCUCAUGCCAUGCUCUGUGUGGCGCCAUGUGCUUUCCACAUCCCCGACCUCCUGACCCACAUGCACAUUCAUGCCGGCGCCGCUGCCGGCGCUGCCGGAGGGAUGGGCGUGGGGGUGGGAGGGGGCGCGGAGGGCGCAGGGGGGGGCAUGCGGGCAGGGCUGGGGCGGUCGAUGGAGGACCGGCACGUGCGGCUGGGGCAUGGCAAUGGCGGGCUGGGGUACACCCCGGAGGAGGUGAGUGCGCAGGGAGGAAGGGGAGAGUCAGAGCAACAGGUGAAGGCACUGUUUGUGGUGUGCUCGGAGCUCUGCAAGAAGACAGCACCACUGCCCGCCACCAUGCCGCCCACCCACGUGCCCGCUGCUCCCACACCUGGCACAGCUGCAGCCACAGCAGGCAGCAGCGGUGGGGGGGCGGCGGGAGGCAGUGGAGGGGGGGGAGGCAGCAGUGGGAGUGGCAUGGUGGCGCGGCUGCAUUACCCACAGGGCUCUAUCUCCGUGCCUCCUGAGGCCAUAGAGGCCUGGCUCUCUCCGCAGAUGCAGGUGCACGUCCUCCCUCCUCCUCCCAUGCUCUCCUGCUUUUGCAUGCUCUCUCUCACACUGCCCUCGCCUCCGGGCCUUCUCCCCCCCCACACGCCAAUCCUUUCGUUGCCGCGGCCACGGGGAGCGGAUGCAGCGGCGCUGCUGAUGCGCGAGCUGGAGCUGCAUGCGCCCGCCGAGGACACCCUCCCCCGCCCCUCCCUGCCGCCCCCCUGGGCCUCCGUGCCGCCCUGCACUCAGCUGGCAGGCGGCGAGAGGGACUUGUGGGAGGAUGAUGAGGAUGAGGGGGGAGAGGAGGGGGAGGACGACAUGUGGGAGGGGGAGGAGGAGGACGACGAGGGAGAAGAGGGGGAUGAGGAGGAGGAGGGGUGGAGGGAGAGGGGAGGAGAGUGGAGGGUGCAUGGGGAUGGUGCAGGGGCGCAUGGCAAGAGGGGAGCGAGUCCCUCUGGGUAUAGCAGACAUGGCAAGCGGAGGAGGGUGCAGGGUCGUGCGGGCGAGGGGGGUGGGGACGAGAGGGCAGGGAGCGAGCGAGAGGAUGGGUGGAGAGAGGACAGGCGGGUGAGGAAGCGGGUUGGGAGAGAGGUAUGGGGUGCGAUGGGGAGGAGGAGAAUGGCGAGGGCGUGGAGGGUGGCGGAGGGAGCGAGGAGGAGGCGGGGCAUGAGGGGGAGGAGCAUGGAGGGGGGCGUGUGGGGCAGGGAGGCGUCGCUGCUGGCAGGCGGGGCGGGGGCAGGGCGAGUGGGAGUGUGGCCACGGAAGCGGCGGGCAGCGGAGAGGGAUGCGGCAGUGGGGCUGGCGUGCAGUGCGGGGCUGGGGGGCUUCCUGGGGCUGCAGGGCGGGCGCAGGGACGUGGUGGCCAGCACAUGGCGCUGGGGCGGUACUGCACAAUGGUACAAGUGUGUGCGGUGUGGGCGGCAGACAACCACCAUGGCAGUGCCUCAGUCCGUGCACGCACAGGCAGGAACAGCAGGGGCGGGGAGCAAUGGUGCUGGGGAGGGGGGCGGGGCAGCAGGAAUAGGCAGUGCAGGCAGCAGCCUGGCUUCUGAGUGGUGGCCUGCACGCUGGUCGCAGGGCUGCCCUGUGUGCGGUGGUAUGUGGACCUGCCUUGCUUGA
Molecule: messenger RNA, 8685 nt
Organism: Closterium sp. Naga37s-1
Lineage: Eukaryota; Viridiplantae; Streptophyta; Zygnematophyceae; Desmidiales; Closteriaceae
Source: the annotation of a GenBank genome assembly